GCACAUAUAUGAAUCUAUCGUUAUGGCGGGACAGUGAAGCUGAACGUUUUGGCAGUUAGUUAGAAGUUAAUUGAGCUGGGAAAAUACGCGCAUCUCAUCAGGGGAUUUACUCCAACAGCAAUUCCAGCCAACUGUUUAAGUUGUUUAUCACACGAUUCUUUAAAGAAAAUGACUGAUGGCAAUGAGAAACUUAAACAAAUGGAGGAGGAGAUGGAUAGAUUCGAGGCUGAGAUUGCUCAUCAGUCGUCAGGCAAGACACCGAAUAAUAUUCCAAUCUCUGGAGGAUUUACAUUCCCUCCUGUUACUAGCUUUAUGCCUCCCCAGUUACGUGUUCAUCAAAACCCGACCAACGUCGUGCAGCCAGUUUAUUCGGUCUUACCACUGCCUCCCGGGGUUCCCAUGUUUGUUCCCCUUUCUCAACCUCCUGUGUCUUGUUACCAUAUGAAUGUCGCUCACACGCAGUUGCCGCCAUCAAAUCCUGUUUUCAUGCCUUCAAAGGCAUCUAAUAUGUCGAUCCCAACACCAAAAGUGGAAAUGUCUCCCGUUUCAUCAGUUAACAAAGAGACUGUUAGUGAACAUAACCCAACUCAAAAAGUUAUAUCUGCCCCACCACAAAUGGCUGGACCAAACGAGUUAGCGGCACGAGCCAAGCAAGCCGCUGCGGCGGUUGCAGCUGCCAAGUCUAAAGCUGAAGACGAAGACGAUGAUGUUACUCGAGCAUUGCUAGCUGCGGCAGCGGGAGUUACUUAUACUCGAGUUCAGGGGCCAGAUGGAAAAGAAAAGGUUUUAGCAAGUAUCACUAAACCUCCGCUAACACCAGUCGUUACACAAUCAAGUAAAAAAUCAAAGCUAACCGAUCUCAAUACAGAUACGGAAGUGAACAAAGUAACACAAACAACAAUACUACCACCGGUACCACCUACAAUUUAUCGUUCUGCUAGUACAACUACAAAUGAUCAAGUCUAUAAAAAGAAAAAGUACAUUCGCACAGCUGCUGGAGCCACUUGGGAAGAUCCGACUUUGGUUGAAUGGGAUCCAAAUGACUUCCGAUUAUUUUGUGGGGAUUUGGGAAAUGAAGUGACAGAUGACACUCUAGCACGAGCAUUUAACCGCUACCCUUCUUUUCAAAAAGCAAAAGUUGUUCGAGACAAACGUACCAGUAAAUCUCGUGGUUAUGGUUUCGUUAGCUUUUCUGAUCCUGGAGAUUUCACACGUGCCAUGCGAGAAAUGAAUGGUAAAUAUGUUGGUAAUCGUCCGAUCAAACUGAAAAAAAGCGAGUGGCGUAAUCGUCAACUGGAAGUCCAUAGAAAAAAGGAGAAAGAAAAACGAAAACUUGGUUUGAAAAACUGAUAUUUUUAACCGAAGUCUAUUAAAUUUAUCCUGUGAAUAUUUUCCUACUUUUGAAAUACAAAGACUCAAGAUAAUCAUAGCAUUUCCCAGUAUUAUUUCUAUACUUGUUGGAAUUAAAACCUUCAACAAAUCGUUGUCCUUUUUAUGCUGAUGGAAUUUACUAGACCAGACGAGUUUUGUUAUACGUUAUAUUCUGAGGCUUUAUAGAUUAUAAGAUUGAAGGUUUUUAGAAGGAACUUUUUAAUCGAGACAUGUAGGUUGUUUAUACUUAAACAGUUUAUGGUGUUUGUGGUGAUAGGACCAACUCUUCAAUGACCAGCAUAAAUUUAUAACUGCUAGUUGGUGCUCACAUUUACUUUUCUAUCAGAGUAAACACGUGUAGUUUAUCAUUACGGCUAUUAAAAUAAGUGGUAGUAGAAAGCGUUCUAUGUUGCCACACGUAACCACUAC
Molecule: messenger RNA, 1800 nt
Organism: Schistosoma bovis
Lineage: Eukaryota; Metazoa; Platyhelminthes; Trematoda; Strigeidida; Schistosomatidae
Source: the annotation of a GenBank genome assembly